UUACAAAAAUAAAUUUCGUUUCAUGUGUCAAAAUAAAUAGGAAAAGAAGUCGGAGAUUACGAUUUAAAUUCGUAGCUUUGGGAUUAUUGUGCCCCAAAUUAUUUAUUUAAUGUGAAAGUUUCAGUCGAAUAACAGAACUUGAAAUAAUUUUCAUGUUUACUUUUGACUUUACCAAUCAAUAUGUGGGACUCUCCAUACAUAACUUGUUUGGUUUUGUAUAUAUUUUCUUUUCAAAUUAUCGCGACUAAUUCUCGCACUUCAAAUUUUUGGAAACUGGACGUUGAAGAAGGGCAAAUCGUCGACGGUAACACAUUGCCACAGGAUGACAGUGAUAAAACCCAGACCAGUGAGGAGGAUGCAAUAUUCAACAUAAUAACAUCAACAGUAUACUACGGCAACACUUGGACUAAACAUGGCUUUGACAUGUUUUGUACUGAUUGCCAGAUGUAUGAACAGCAAAGGGCUAAUGGAGAAAAUGGUGAAGACUCUGCGACAAGAGAAACAAAUGGCAGUGAUAUGGAAGACGAAUAUUUGGACUGUGGCAAAUCUGUCAAUUUUACAUACUAUGACAACUUGGUGGGUGUGCAACGACGACACAGACAUCCUAAUGUACCUGAACCUCAGGUUGCCCUUAUAUUCACAAAGAAGAAAUCAUUUAAAAAUGGUGUAACAGAAUUGGACAUCAAUGCAUUAGAGAAACGGCUGAAGAAGGCCAAAAGGGAGAAACCUAAGUCAGUGCAGCUUUACAACCAAAUUGGCAACUUCUGGAGGAUCAAGGGUGACACCAGACAAUCCAUUGAGUGCUUCCGGCGAGCGCUGGCAGUGUCACCAUAUAACUCUGAAGUGCUACUAAACCUAGCGCGAGUUCUGUUCACACUACAAUACCUUGACGACGCGAUCUUCCUGACGCGGCGCUCGUUGGAAGUUCAGCCGCCGGACCGCAGCGCGUGGCAGCAGUACUUCACUCUCGGCGAGAUAUUCAAGGCGUACGGACACUAUCAGGAAGCAGCGGUGCACCUCAAACACGCGCUGGACCUGCGGCCGGACUUCGAGCCGGCGCUGGCCGCGCUCAAAGACAUCGAGAACACGCCCGAGGCCACCGUGCACGUCUACACGCUGCUCAUCAUCAUUUGUUUGGUGAUGGGCGUGCUACUGGUGAUACUGUCAUCCAUAGACUGUGGCAGCGACGCCGACGAACACAAGACACAGCGUCACUUCAACCGCGCAAUGGCGAUGCGUUCGUUGCGCGGUGUGGCGUUGCCCGGCGCGCGCGGACGAAAGAAGGGCGGCUCCUAAACCCACACCCACUGACCCCCCGAGUUUACAACCUCUGCAAGUAUCAAGCAACCAUGUUUUUUUUUUGUUAAACUGUCUUUACAGAUCUGAGUUCUAGCCCUUUUGAGCCUUCAUUAUACACCGUGCUAGUUUCACCGUCUGUAAGCCGCCCCGACGUUUAUUAGUCCAACACAAGAAACCCCUUAACAAUAUUAAAAAUGACCUCGAGCUAAUUCGGUUUAAGACGAAGAAAACUUCAAGGUGUAUAUUAUUUAUAUUGAAAAUCGUGGCAAUGGAUGUUAUGUUGUAAUAGACUGUAACAACAGAACAAGAAAUUGAUUUUUUUUAUUCUGGGAGUAUUUAUAACAAACGACAAUUGUAGAAGUUCUGACUCAAAUGCUGCGAGGAUGAUGCAUAUACAAUAAACAUUAUACAUGCUGUUAGCGUUUCGUAAUAAUUAUUUUGAUUUUGAUAUAAAACGUGGUAAUGGGUGUUAUGUUAUAUUUUUUUAAUUAGCUAAAGACAGUUAACAAUCAAGGAAUUUCUAAAACCAAUGCUCUCUAAUGCUGCAAGACCUAACACAUCCAUUUCGACUAUUUGGAAGGGUCCCUUAACAGAUAUUAAGUUCUAAUGGUAAAACAAGUAAUAUUUAAUGACGUUAAUCUAUACCUUUUUUAAAAUUUAGUAUUAAAAAAAGGAAAGAUUUGAUUGUUUGUUUGAACUACUGAACCAAUUUGAAAAUCCCCGAAUAUUAUAUGGCUAUAUUUUAUCCCUACGAGAGUUUAAAAAAAAUAUAGCGUUAUGGUCUAUUAUUACUUAACAUAGCCGUCUACAGUUAGGUACAAAGAACAAAAAGCUAAUUUAGAAGACAACAUAAGCUCACUGUUGGUUAUAGUCUGAUGCAAUCUAUAUGACAUCUUGAAAAUAAGCUGCAGUGGUCGCUACAUAAUUAUAGUACUUUAUGUAUCUUAAUAUAUAAAUGCGAAAGGUCAUUCAUUUGGCAGGGAGGUAGUUCAUAGGGAGUAGACGUCUACUAAGAAUUUUGCGGUAGGGCCUAAUUAAAGAGGUCUGAGGACGGACGAAGUCCGCUAGUAUAUACAUAAAAUCAAGACGCGUGAUGCCCUGCCCCUACGUUACCGCUGAUAUCUAAAAUAUUGAUAAAGAUUGCAUCUGACAAUACACGUUUUAAUUGUUUAAUUUAAUAGUUCCUAUCAACGCAACGCCUUGAAUAUAUUGUUUUAUUUAAAUUAACAAGUUUUUUUUUUAUUUAUUUUUUUAAGUAAAAUAAACCAAAAUAAUUUAUUAAAUACAUUAAUUACUCAUCUAAUUGUAAAAUAAUAAUCUUACAGUAAAUUUAUUAGAUAUACUGGAUUUGUAACAAACAAUUUUAUACUUGGAAUCGGAAAUUAGUAUUUAUAGUACUUACUGAUUAAUGCUCAAAUUAUGUAUUAUUAUUGUUUAUGGCCAAUUUAGUUUAAUAAGUUUGUGCGCUUAUAUUUUUCUAGUAAAUUAAAAUUGUUUAUAGUUAUGUCUCAAAUUAUAAGUAGUGUUGCCAUUACUAAAAUAUAACAUCUACACGAACACCAGAUUUUUAAGCUAUUUUAAGCUUGGCUUAGCUUUAUUUUUAGUUUAAUUAAAAAAAACAUCGUAACUAAUAUAAAAAUUAAAUUUGUAUUUAUUUUUAUAAUUUUUUUAUUCAAUCUUAGAAACAAUAAAUUUAUAAGCAAAAGCAUUUAUAAACAAAGAAGGAUAUGUCCGGUUAACCCGUAAGAAUGGCAACACUAAUUAUAACACGUACCUAACACCAAAAGAAACCUCUAUCCAGUUAAACAAAAAUGAUCCCUUAAAAAUAAAAAGGGCGAUUUGUUAAGUCCAUACUUAAUAUUGUUAUGCCAGUUUGUCAUUUGACAAAUUUAUUCUAGAUAUUUUUCAAAAAGAAGUACAAAAAUGCAUUGUUCUGUGUUCCUCUAGUGCCUAUUUAACUGAACCAACAUUCACAGAAUCAAUUUGGAAUUUGAAAAAUUUUGGAUUUUGAAAAAUAAUACAAUGUACCUAUACUUUGUUCGCUUCAAAAUAUUGUCUGUGACAGAAUUUGUGCUUUAAUUUUAGUUUAUACUCUUUUGAGGAUAAAUACUCAUUGGCCUCUUAUCGAAACAGAUUAUAAAAAUUGUCUAUGGACACAUAUGUACAGGAUGUUUCUAUUUCAAAGAUUUAAAACCUUUCUCGUGUGAAAUACAACAUUGUAUAUGAUAAACAAUAAAUAGAACUAGUUCAAUAUUGAUUAGUCUUUUGUCAAAAUUACAAAGGGCAAUUUAUAUUGGCUUGACAAUGGACUUUAGAACAUUCUGUAUACUUAUGUAUUUGUAAUCAAUUGAGAUUCCUAAAGUCCGGUCGCUCAGAGAUUGCGUUUCUGACACCUAUCAAUGAGAUAUUUAAAUAUAUUUUAAUGACCUUAAUAAACAGUAAUAACAUUAAAAAUUAAAUAAUUAUGCUAACUUACAAUAAACGCAUAAAUCGUCAACUUAAAUUAAUAACUAAAUUAAUUAAAUAACAAUUAUAAAAAGGUGACAUUGACAGGUGUCAGUAACGCAAUCUCUGAGCGGCCGGACUUUAGGUUUAAUUUUCCAAAUAUGUUGUAUUUUUGCUCAUUGACUUUUUUUUUGUAAUUAUGUUAAGGUUGUGACUUCCAAAAGAUUUGUUGUUUUAUAUUUUUACUUGUAAGAGAUUUUAAACUCGGGCCAUUGAUCUAACAACGUACAAUGUUUUUAUUCGCUCGUUUUAAGCGUUAUUAUGAGUGGGUUAACGUUACCUACUAUGGUAUUUAUCGCUAUUAAUAAUAACCUAUUGGCGAGAACCGAAAGUUUUAGUACUGUUCUGUUAAGUUUUAUAUUUUACCUUUGUAGAAUAACUUCAUACGUCAAUUUCAUGUACUUACCUCUGUUUUGAGCAAGGUUUCACUCUAGAAAUAAGCAAUUUCAGCUAUUCCAAGUCAGUUUGGAUGAAAAUAUUUAAGUCCGUUAUAAAAUCACACUUUAUUACAGAAGUAUAAAGACACUAACUCUGGGCUGCUAUUGAAAAUUUCCGAAAAACAAAAACCUAAACAAAAAGAAAACUCAUACACGUGGUAUGCGUGGUGGAUAUACAAGACGGAGGUCCUGGAUUCGAUUCCCGGCUGGGCCGAUUGAGAUUUUCUUAAUUGGUCCAGGUAUGGGAGAGAGGCUUCGGCCGUGGCUAGUUAACCGGCAAAUUACCGCUAAGCGAUUUAGUGUUCCGGUACGAUGUCGUGUAGAAACCGAAAGGGGUGGAUUUUCAACGUACUCCUAACAAGUUAGCCCGCUUCCAUCUUAGAUUGCAUCUUCACUUACCAUCAGGUGAAUUUUAGUCAAGGGCUAACUUGUAAAGAAUAAAAAAAAAAAUAUGAAAGUUGUUUUUUUUUUUUUUUCAAAAAACACACUCCGUCUAUAAUUUUUUGUAAUGUCAUUUUCAAUCACUAAAGUUGCCCAAAUAAUAAUCCAAGUAAAUACAUUAAAUCAAUUCAGACUUUUUCUUGUUACUUUUUAGUUCUUAACAUGCAUUUUGAAUGAUAUAUAUUAUGUUACUUAACAUAAUGUUGGUUGUGUUAUAUUUUAUCUGUUAUUUAACAGAACAGUACUAGUAAACAGAGGCUAAAUGGCUUAAUUGUACAAAAUAAUCUUAAAUAUGGAAUCUACGACCUGAAUGGUCUUGCCAUGUCUGAUUUGAUCUCCACUUUUGUAGUCUUCACCAUCGUAUGAUAGCGUGUACCGGUUGUACCUAUCUAAUUGUGUCCCUUUUAGCAGUUUAUAGAACCGAUAUGUUCAUUUCAAUGCGAGGUCUCGAUGUUCGUUUGUAUAUAGAUUAGACUAUAGUGAACUGUUUUAUGUCAUUGUAAAAUUGUAAAUGCCGUUAGUUUAUAAUCUAUCUCGCGAGAUUGUGAACUGAUGAUAGGUUGUGAACGUACAAAUAAAAAAAAAAACAUCCUUACAAUCUAUCGACAGUUCACGAUAUCCAUCGAUCUCCUAAAAGUGGAUGCAAAAUCAGCGACCAAAAAACGUCCCCACUUAAUGAGUGCCAAACACAACUUCUUGGCACUCAAUUCAAGUACCUAGUCGCAUUUGCAAAAUCAACCUUAAACUCAAUCCUCAAAGUUAAAUUUGGGGUUUUAUUGAAUGUUGGACUAUAUUUAAAAGCCUUUACGUAUAAUUUUCUUUACCAAUAAUUCUAAAACUAUCAAAGCAAAAUUGGCCAGUUUUUAUGUCAAAUUUUCUACUUGAUUGUACGUCCUAUUAUUAUAAGAGGUCCAUGAUAAUAUCGCGAGAUAUAGCUUGGCAAAUUCGUUAGUAACACUCGAUGAUCGAUGGGAGGAGGGUAGCGAUGCCCUGCGUGCUCGACUUUACACCGCGCAAUCCUUCCCUCUGCUCCGCACGCACGACUUCACACACGCGCAGUCCUGUCCCCCCGUCGCCCGCAUAUUAUGGAAGUGUCAUCUACGAACUUGCCAAGCUAUAGAUUAUAAACUAAGGGUAUUUACAAUUUUCGGUGACAUAUACAUACUUACAAAUCAAUUUGUAUUGCCGUGCGUGAAAUACUAGUCGUAACAACUUAAGCUAUUCCCAAGAAAUCCACAUGAACUACAUAAUGAAUAGAGCGAAAAUAUGUGACCUGACAUUCCGGCGCCAUGAUUUCAAAGGGACUGGAAUACACAACCUUCAGUAACGAAGAGUACAAAGAAAAGAACUUAAGCUAACGUUAGAGGUCUGGCAAUUACCUGAUGACGCCGUUUGCUAAUUUUAAAUUCAAUUGGCUUUCUUAUUUUUGUCUAUGGUAAUUGUUAACGCUGAAAUGACGUCGAAAAAAAAUUGACACAAAAUGUAAAAAAUAAUUGUUUUCCUGCAGUAACCCUUCGCUGCGUCAGGCGAACGUCAGCUCUUGUAGUAUAUUUUCGCAAUGUGCUAUUCUAAAUACAUUUUUUGUAAAAUGUUUUGAUAUUACCAACCAAAAUACAAUACUGUUGGUAUGUUAGUCGAUAUUUCUACCAUAGGACAGUAAGGAAUUGUUGGGAUAUUAGGACGAAAUCAGUUGGUAGAUAUUGUGUGGAAAUAUCGACAAAUAUCUGUAUGUCACACUACCAUACGAUUGUGCAUACGGAGUGCAUUUUUUUGACGUGACGCAUUUCCCACAAAUCAAAUAUAAAUCGUGCGCAUUAACUUGAGUACAAACAUCAAUCGAGCCAGGUGUCAAAUUAAUCUGCACGAGCUGUUCAUAGCUAUUACCAAUAUCGACUAAAUAUUUGAAAUGAAUUUUAAUCUCUGUUCACUACCGUCAAAGUACCUAAUAUUGUAGUCUAUUGUAAGAGUACAUACCUUAUUAUUGAAAGCUUCUGGCAAGCGUUAGAUUACAUAUCUAUUUGUAAGAUAAUUUCGAAAGCAAUAUCGGAUACUUAUCUAAAAACAAACUGCUAAUGAAUAAAGGAAAUGAAACUUAUGUAUAGGAAGACUCGAAACAGUUUUUGGCUCACACAAGUCUUGCAAUUUGCAACUGAGCGUUAAUAUAUUGCAACCUAGUCAUUCACUUAAGCAAAUGAAGGACAUGAGGCGAUCAAUCUUCCUGCUCAAAAGUGUGGAAGCAAGUAAUUCUUCGAUGAGGGUGAUGGAUGCCUACUGUAUUCCUUCUUUGACAAGUUCUAUUACGCUAUUCUGAUAGGCCAAUCAACAUCUGGGAAACAGUUUUAAAUACUGAUACCGCGAACAAAAAUACGUGUGGCUCAUACGAAUCGCCAUGACGUUUAGAAAAAUGUGCAAAAAUUUCAUAUCAUCACUUAUUCAUUCCAUUCAGUGGUCAUUUAUUCUUUUGAGUGUCAAGAUUAUAUGUUAUUUCUUUUGAGUGUCAAUAUUAUGUUAUUUCUUUAAAUUUUUUUAAACUUAUAUUUAUUUUAAUACACGAAAAAAAAUAUUACUGGAACCGUCCGCUUUCCUGCGAUAACGCGGUCACGUUUAGCGGCCGCACGUAUAUUUUAUUUAAUUUAUGUUUAAACAUAAAAUAAAAAUUUAUUAUCAAUUGAGAUCCAGGUAUGUUAAUAUUAUCAUUACAAAAUUUCCUCUUCUUUAAGAAUGUUAUUCAAUUAGAUUUCAAUUUUAAUUAGAUAAUAUAAAUUCUCUAACACCAAUAGUUAAGAGUAAUUUUCAUUAAUACCCCCAUUUUUUUAAAAUCUUUGAUUGUUUAUAACUUUUGCGAUUGUUUAUGUGCGGAUCUGAAAUUUUUGCACAUAUUUCUAAACGUUAUGACUAGUCGAAUGAGCUACAAGCAUUUUUAUUAGCGGUUUCAGUAUUUACCACUGUUUCCGAGAUGUUGAUUGGCCUAUAUAGAUGUUUUUACAAAUCAACAGUGUGUCUCUAUCUAACACAAUACUGUUGAUAGAGAUAGACAAAUUGGAAACUCACACUGUAGAGUUAUAAAAAAGGUUACAGAAUAGCGUUACUGGUCUAAAACCGGUGUGUAUUUUCAUGUAGUGCAUGCAAAAGUAACUUGUUAAGUGUUCGUAGCGUAAGGAUUUUAAAAGUUGCAAGUCUUAAAAUUGGAGAUUGGUAAAAUAUGUACCUGUUUUCAAUCGUUCUUUUGUUAAUUUUUGACUAUUUAUUACUUAAAACUUAAAUACAUGAUUGUCUUAGCAUC
Molecule: messenger RNA, 7965 nt
Organism: Bicyclus anynana (squinting bush brown)
Lineage: Eukaryota; Metazoa; Arthropoda; Insecta; Lepidoptera; Nymphalidae
Exons: 7
Coding region: 181-1296 (371 amino acids)
Biological process (GO): actin filament polymerization
Cellular component (GO): actin cytoskeleton; cytoplasm
Molecular function (GO): protein binding
Source: RefSeq, a predicted model, not a curated record